AUGGGUCAGUUGCCUAUUCUGCUAGCCACCUUGGCUCUCUUCAAUCCUGGUAGAGAUUCUUCUCUCCGCAACUUAAUUCAUAAUCUGAGAAGUGAUCUUGAAUUUGACUACGUUCUUUUGCUGGGCAACUCGGAUCCCAUUUGGCAGGAGAUCUUAUUGCAACUACCAGUUCCCAUCGUUCAGAUUAGGGAGAUGACCGAAAAUAGCGAAGAAUUGGGCGAUAAUCAUUCCCACAAUAUCCUUACCAUUGCUUUCAUAUAUCAAUCCUCAGAAGAAACACUAAAACUAAUGCACUCUUAUCUGCGAAAGUUGAAUACAACGCCGAUUCUUCUGGUUCUAAAGGAAAAGUCGAUAAAAGUAAAACCAUUGCUGGAGUGGUGUUGGAAUCACCAAUUACUCAAUGUCGUGGCUAUUGGAUAUGACUUCGAGGAGUCUAUGAUUGUCUACAGCUACACACCCUUUCCAAUCUUGCAGUUUAUUGAAAGGCCUUUCGAAAAUAGUACGAAGAUAUUCGAGCCACGUUUAGAAAACCUUCAUGGCUAUGAGUUACCAGUGGCUAUUGGAGGAUCUGCGCCCCGUUUGAUUGUCUAUCGUGGGAAGGAUGGCAAGCUGAAAAUUUCAGGACCGGUGGGCAAUUUAAAGUAUUGCAUUGAACAGCGCUUUAAUUGCCGACUGGUUCAGCAGUACUUUUUGAAUGAGUCUUUUAUUUUUCCUGCUCAGCAAUAUGAAGGAGCCGUGCGAAACGGCAGUGUGGAAUUCGCUCUGGCGGCAUACUAUCCUAAACCUCCGUUUUCUAGAUUUACUUACCCCAUCGAGUUGAUGAGCUGGUGCCUCAUGAUGCCGGUGCCACAGGAGGUGCCACACAGUCAGUUGUACAGCAUGGUGUUUAGUCCUUCGGCAUUUUUAAUCACUCUGCUUGUGAUGGUACUUACCUCAUUAAUAUUAUCUUUUGCUCUUCGUCUGCAUGGAUAUCGAGUGGAUUUCAGUGAGUAUAUUCUUCACGACAGCUGCUUAAGAGGAGUGAUGUCCCAACCCUUCUACGAGGUUUUCCACUCACCGUUCUUGGUGAAAGGUAUUUACCUGGGGAUUUGCGUGUUUGGAGUGCUGAUUACCGCCGCGUACAACUCAGUCUUCUCCACUUAUAUGACCAGUGCACCGAAAUUUCCCCCAUUUACUAGUUAUGAGACCAUCAAGCACUCGAAUGUCAAGGUUGUUAUAUGGACACCAGAAUACGAAAUGCUUCUUGAAACUUCCAAAAACAUGGAGACAUACAAGUCCAUUUAUCGUUUGGAGCCCAAUUACACAAAGUUUCUGGAAUUACGGGACUCGUUCGAUCCAAGAUAUGGCUACAUGAUGCCACUUGAGAAGUGGUCACUUGUAAACCAGCAACAGAAGGUCUUUAGUUCUCCAUUGUUUAAUCUGAAAGAGGAUCUCUGCGUAUAUCACACGGUGCCCAUUGUGUUUGCCAUCAUGGAAAACUCGAUAUUUAAGGAACCCCUGAAUCGUCUUAUUAUCGAUUUGACUGCAAUGGGCCUUUUUAAUCAUUGGCGCGACAUGGUCUUUACGGAUUUGAUUAGGGCCGGAAAAUUGGAGCUCAGGGAUCUGAGUCCUCCACAUGAAUUUCGACCCAUGAAAGUAGAGGACUUGGAAAAGAUUUGGAUAAUGGUUGGAGUUCUGCUAAGUCUGGCCACCUUUGUUUUUCUAUUGGAGUGUAUAAGGUUUUAUCGCCUAAAGAUAAUACAAAAAAUUAAAAGUGUAUUUAGGCGAACAGCUGAACUGUAA
Molecule: messenger RNA, 1782 nt
Organism: Drosophila ficusphila
Lineage: Eukaryota; Metazoa; Arthropoda; Insecta; Diptera; Drosophilidae
Gene: Ir94d
Exons: 2
Coding region: 1-1782 (593 amino acids)
Source: RefSeq, a predicted model, not a curated record